UUGCGAUCAGCUGACUGUCACUGAAUUUGAAUGGUUUUUAGGUUAGAAAUAAAAAUGAAUAUAACCGAAGAAUUAAAAAAUCGCGUAAAAUUUAUCGGAACUUCCCCCAUAAAAGACGAUCUCUUCAAACAGCUACUCGAACACAACUUCUCCACAUUAACCGGAAAACCAGAGAAUCUGAGCGUCCUUUACAACUCGAAACCCGAUCUAAUCAAAGAGGCUCACGCGAUUUUGAUGACGAUCAGCGCAGAAUUCGGUCGUCACGAUCUGACCAAAGAGGAGGUGAGGUCGUUUUUGAUCGAUUGUAACUUUAGCACCGGCCGAGCGGCGGUAUUCUCCGAACUGUACGAUCGCAACAAGAGAGAUUUGCAGGUCGCCUUGGGUAAAAUUGGCAGUCAUCCGCCGCACAUUGUCGAUGCCGAGUGGAAAAUCGAUUACAUAGUCAAGGCGAGUAAUUUGGAUCAUUCCGAGGGACCCAUCUUUCGGAUAGCUCUGGUAACGAGUAAGUUUGAUGAAGAUUCGGGAAGUAAAGGGAUUGAGCGAGUGUACUUCACUUGUAAUGGCCAGGAGUUGCAGGAUCUCGUUUACAAAUUGAAAGAUGCAGUUCGUCACUGUCAACGUUUGACUUCAGAAUGAUUGUUUGAUAUUAGAGUAUUUUAUGUUUCCAUUAAAAGCCAGAAAUAACUGUAG
Messenger RNA from Photinus pyralis (common eastern firefly), 690 nucleotides. Its product is annotated as COMM domain-containing protein 3-like. The transcript is spliced from 3 exons. The coding region runs from base 31 to 636 and encodes 201 amino acids. The record is from RefSeq and is a predicted model, not a curated record. NCBI's taxonomy places the organism in Eukaryota, Metazoa, Arthropoda, Insecta, Coleoptera, Lampyridae. Gene Ontology annotation, biological process: sodium ion transport.